AUGCUUUUUACCACUCUCGUUUUUGCCGCAAGCUGUGGCCUGGCUGCAGCCCACGGUGGCGAUGGACUGCCACUGCCCAACAUAAUGGCAGGCAGAGGUGCAAUGCAAGACUUCACCUCGGCCCGCCGCCAGAUUCAGCGUCGCGCUGCACACGUCGAGCCCGUCCGUGAGGCUUCGGAGCUCGAGAAGCGCCAGUCUGUGGGCCGUUGCGGUCCCAACUUCAACAAUCAGGUCUGCGAUUCCGGAUACUGCUGUUCCAGCGCAGGUUGGUGUGGGCAAGGGUACCUCUACUGUUCAGCGCCAUCGUGCAUGAUCGAGUAUGGUCCCGCGUGUGAUGCCAACAUCCGUCCCGACGGACCGGAUACGGCGAAUAUUGCUCGUCCCAAGAUAGGCGCCGUUCCGUAUGGCAAGGCCAUCUACCACUGUGAACGGUACGGUGAUAUCGCUCUCACUUUCGAUGAUGGCCCGUACAUCUACACCGAAGAUCUCUUGAACAAGCUCAAGGUAUACAAUGCCAAGGCCACCUUCUACAUCACGGGUAACAACCUGGGCAAGGGCAAGAUCAAUGACCCGGCCACCAAGUGGCCUGCUCUCAUCAAGCGCAUGGUUGCCGAAGGCCAUCAGAUCGCCAGCCACACCUGGUCGCACCAGAGACUCACCACUGUGAGCGCCGAUAAGUUCCGCAACCAGAUGAUCUACAAUGAGAUUGCUUUUGCCGACCUUCUGGGUUACUUCCCGACUUACAUGAGACCUCCUUACUCGGCCUGCGAUGCCACCUGUGAAGGUUAUUUGAACGACCUUGGGUACCACAUCACCUACUUCAACCUCGACACUGAGGGCUACUUGCAUGACAGCGCCAACUUGAUCGAGAGCUCCAAGGACAUCUGGGACAGCAAGGUUGAGGGCAAGUCACCCGCCAACAACAAGUGGCUACACAUCGAGCAUGACCCUGUCUACCAGACCGUCUACAACCUGACCGACCACAUGCUUGAAUCCCUCUUCCGCAACGGUUUCCGGUCCGUCACCGUCGGUGACUGCCUCAACGACCCCAAGGAGAACUGGUAUCGCUCCGUCGGUAACGCACCGCCUGCUAGCAGUACCCGUGCCUCCACCCUCGCCGCCGGCACCACCACCACCACCACCCCCUCCACCUCUACCACAUCCGCCUUGUCCACUCCUACGGGCAGCCUCACUCCUUCCAAGGACGGUCGCUGCGGACCCAAGUUCGCCGACACAACCUGCAUCAACGAGCCCGGCGCGACCUGCUGCUCUGCCGCCGGCUGGUGCGGAAACACUGCUGACCACUGCGGCGCUGCCUGCCAGCCCCUCUACGGAAACUGCCAGAUCUCGUCGGCCAAGGCCUCGACCUCGAGCGUCCGUGCCAGCUCUGCGUCGACGUCCCGCGCGCCGUCUGCGUCGUCUUCUACCCAGGCACCAGUCCCCUCCUCCUCCCGCACAAGCACCUCGGCAGGGGCUUCCGGCACGCCGGUGUCUCCGCCCUUGAGCACCAAUGGCCGCUGCGGUACUACGCAAGGAGGUACUACGUGCAUCAAAGAGCCCGGCGCGACGUGCUGCUCCAAGUACGGCUGGUGCGGCGCCACCGCGGAUCAUUGCGGCGCAGGAUGCCAGGCUGGUUUCGGUACCUGCAGCGCGUCCAAAUAA
This is a messenger RNA of Colletotrichum higginsianum IMI 349063, 1662 nucleotides long. Its product is annotated as polysaccharide deacetylase. The record is from RefSeq and is a predicted model, not a curated record. Bases 1 to 1662 code for a protein of 553 amino acids. The transcript has 5 exons. Gene Ontology annotation, biological process: carbohydrate metabolic process. NCBI's taxonomy places the organism in Eukaryota, Fungi, Ascomycota, Sordariomycetes, Glomerellales, Glomerellaceae. Gene Ontology annotation, molecular function: hydrolase activity, acting on carbon-nitrogen (but not peptide) bonds; chitin binding.